AUGGGCCUGCUCACGUUCCUCGGCCUGCGCCGGGAGCACCAGUGGGAGCGCCUCACCCUCCUCGACCAGCUCCUCCUCUCGCCAUUGACCUUCAUCACCAUCAGGCUCUACCACAUCCUGCUCUUCCUCCGUGGCCGCCCCUUUGUCCCGCCCCGUAACAGACCGCCCAUUCGCGUCGUCUGCAUAUCCGACACGCACGACCAAUUCGUCGACAUUCCUCAUGGCGACAUUCUCAUCCACGCCGGCGACUUGACCAAUUCCGGGACCGCUGCCGACAUCCAGAAGCAGAUCGACUGGCUGAAGAGCCAGCCUCAUCAGGUGAAAAUUGUCGUUGCCGGAAAUCACGACAGUUGGUUCGAUUCGCGAAGCCGUCUUGACUCGGACGUCAAAUCUAGUGCCACGGUAAACCUGGAUGGACUGCAUUAUCUCGAGAGCGGCCUGACUGUGCAGGAAGUCAAGGGCCGGAAGCUCACUCUGUUUGGCGUACCGGAUAUCCCAGAGUGUGGCCCAGACAGCUUUGCGUUUCAGUAUCCGCCCAACAAUCCCCCGUGGUUUAGCAGGAUCCCACCGCAGACCGAUAUCCUCGUAACUCAUUGUCCUCCAAAACAUCACAUGGAUCUCGGUCUCGGCGACCCCCAUCUUCUCCAGGAAGUCUGGCGCGUCAAGCCUCGUCUCCACGUCUUUGGCCAUGUCCACUGGGGUUACGGCAAGGAAGCCGUCUUCUUUGAUGAGAUGCAGCUAGCCUACGAGCGGCUGCUCUCUCGACCGCCGCGCGGCCCCUUUUGGGAUUUCGUUCCGAAUGCUGCCUGGUGGGACCAUCUGUACGUGCUGUUGCAUGGUGUUCAUGCUGUGCUGUGGAAGUGGCUCAUGAGCGGUCCGGGGAGCAACCAGGGCGGCUGCUUGAUGGUAAAUGCUUCGCAGAUGUACGGGAGCAACGGCAAGGUGAAGAAUAGGGCUGUCGUUGUAGACAUAUAG
Molecule: messenger RNA, 975 nt
Organism: Trichoderma citrinoviride
Lineage: Eukaryota; Fungi; Ascomycota; Sordariomycetes; Hypocreales; Hypocreaceae
Product: Metallo-dependent phosphatase
Exons: 3
Coding region: 1-975 (324 amino acids)
Molecular function (GO): hydrolase activity
Source: RefSeq, a predicted model, not a curated record